This is a messenger RNA of Pristis pectinata (smalltooth sawfish), 1450 nucleotides long. It is a transcript of the gene ssr4, whose product is annotated as signal sequence receptor, delta. Bases 1 to 1287 code for a protein of 428 amino acids. NCBI's taxonomy places the organism in Eukaryota, Metazoa, Chordata, Chondrichthyes, Rhinopristiformes, Pristidae. The record is from RefSeq and is a predicted model, not a curated record. Gene Ontology annotation, cellular component: membrane; endoplasmic reticulum; endomembrane system. The transcript has 7 exons.
AUGGCCCCCUUCUUCCCGGAAUUCCCGGUCGCCGUCGCGGCGAUCCAGCAGGGAGGGAGUUCCGGGCCGGACCCAAGGGUGAGUGGGAAAUGGGGAACGGGAUUGGGGAGCGGGAAUGGGGAUGUGAAAUUCGGAAUGAGGAAACAGGAGCGGGGAGGAGGAGUGGGGAAUGGGAACGAGCAGGGAUUGUGGGGGGACGGGCUGUGCAGGACGGGGAGCGGGAAUGGGACCGCGGGGAGCAGGAAGGGUUGGGCGGGGGGGUGGGGGGGGGAGCAAGGAGCCGGAACGGGGAAUGGGGAAGGGACAAGAAACAGGGAAGGUUUGCCGGAACGGGGCGCGGGGCGUGAGAACAGUCAUCAGAACGGGGAACCGGGCUCGGGAAUGAGGAGCCAGAGGGCGGUGAAUCCGUGGAAUCCGUCGCCGCAGACGGCGGUGGAGGCCAAGUCACUGGGUGUAUUUAAAGCGGAGGUCGAUAGCUCCUUGAUUAGUGAGGGCGUCGAAGUCCUCCCAGUGGGAGGACCGGUGCAAGCUGCCGUUACUGCGCCUGCGCGGACCCCGGCAAGCGGCGGCAGCAGCAGCGCCGCCGGCGGUGGGAGGUUGUCGGCGGGUGCGGAGUCCCCCCUCCCCCCACCCCCGCCGGACGGCCGCUGCGCCUGCGCGAGUGGCCCGGUCCUCCCAGCCGGCGGGGCGCGGAGGACCGCCGCCCGUCCCGUGGUGCCCCUCUCGACCUUCUUCCCGUGGUGCCGCGGGACGGGCGGACACGGAGCAAUGGAGUGGCGGCGAGUCCCGGCGCUGGCGGCCCUCUUGGCGGCCGCCGCCUGUCUGUGUGCUGCGGACACGUGCACGGAGCCAUCGAUUGUGCCCUCUUAUUACACGACGUCUGACGCGGUCAUCUCUUCCGAGACGGUCUUCAUUGUUGAAAUCUCCCUCACCUGCAAAAAUGGUGCACAGAACGUGGCACUCUACGCAGACGUUGAUGGCAAGCAGUUCCCCGUCACCCGAGGACAGGAUGUUGGACGCUACCAGGUCUCCUGGAGCGCCGAGCACAAGCUGGCCAGGUCAGGAACGUACGAGGUGAAGUUCUUCGACGAGGAGUCCUACAGCGCCCUGCGGAAAGCUCAGAGGAAUAAGGAGGAUCACUCUACCAUGAAGCCCCUGUUCGCAGUCAGCGUUGAUCACCGAGGCGCCUGGAAUGGUCCCUGGGUGGCGACGGAAGUGGUUGCUGCUGCCAUCGGACUCCUGGUGUACUACCUCGCCUUCAGUGCCAAGAGCAACAUCCAGGCGUGAGGGGGAUGGCGGGGAGCGAGCGGGUGGUCCGGCGCUCUCCCGCUCCCCGGGGGAGGGGUCUGCUCAAUCCCCUGGAGCGGGAACCCGGAGGGUGGUGGUGAUGGGGGGGGGGGGCAGCAAAACAGAAACAGUGAACCCAACGGAAUAAAAGAAUUUCCCUCCA